Anopheles coustani is the source of this 546-nucleotide messenger RNA. RefSeq lists its product as uncharacterized. Bases 1 to 546 code for a protein of 181 amino acids. The transcript has 3 exons. NCBI's taxonomy places the organism in Eukaryota, Metazoa, Arthropoda, Insecta, Diptera, Culicidae. The record is from RefSeq and is a predicted model, not a curated record.
AUGGAAAGUUCACGCUUUACUAAGGACCAGAUGGAGAAACUGGUCCAAAUUAUGGAGCAAAAUCCCGAAGUAGCGAAAGGGAUUUGCUCCAAUCCGUCUGCGUUCUGGGGAGAAGUCUGCAAAGAGUUAAAUCCGUUGGGCCCUUCAAAAGAUAAAACAGGAUGGAGAAAGGCAUGGGCCGACAAAAAAUCCAACGUUAAGAAAAAGUACACUCAGAUGGUACAAGAACGGAAUAAAACCGGAGGUGGUAUCGCGGCAUCUUGUACUUUUACCGACAUUGAGGAAAGAAUCCUUAAUGUAACCAAUAUUAAAACCAAUGCGGAAGGUGUAGAGGAUACCAUUUGCAUUGGAGUUCCAGUGGGACAUCAGAAAGGCGAUCAGCAGCUGGCACAGGAUUUUCAUCUAGAGGAGCUUCCACCUCGUCAAGAUCUUCAGCAUCAAAAUCAACCAAUCAUCUCUUCAGCAGAAGAGGAGCUUCAGCAUCAAAAUCAAGAAGGGUCACAAGCAGAAGACAACCAGCAGAAAGUUCAGCGUCCAUCAAACUAG